GCCUUUCUUUUAGAUAUUUCUUGAUGUGUUGUCAGAUAAAAAUCAACACCUACCUCACACUACUCACACACACACAACAAACAGAUUAGAAAAAUCACACAAGAAAAUCUACAAAGCCCUCAUCAAAGGAUUUCCUUUUCUCCAAAUCUUGCAGUCGGAUUCGCCGUAAUUCGUGUGUGUGUGUUUGUUUCAAUAUGGGUUACAAUUGUGAUUACUGUGGAGAGGCAAGAUCAAUGGUGUAUUGUCGAUCGGAUGCAGCCUACUUAUGUUUAUCGUGUGAUCGCGAUGUUCAUUCUGCGAAUCCGCUGUCCCAACGCCACAUGAGAACACUCGUGUGUGACGUGUGUAAUUCGCAGCCUGCGGUCGUUAGAUGUGAGGAUGAGAAGCAAUCUUUUUGUCAGAAUUGUGAUUGGGUAAGUCAUAAUGGAGAUAAUAUUGAUGCGAGUACGCAUAAUCGACAGACGUUGAACUGUUAUUCGGGAUGCCCUUCAGCUACCGAACUUUCUUCGAUUUGGUUCUUUAUGUCGGAAUCUUGUGAGCAAGAAAUGGGUUCAAUGAGCAUUGUGGAUGACAACACACAAGAACCUUCGGGAAACAGCAAGAUUCAAGAUUCAUCGGUAAACAUUGAGGCCAGCAAAGUGGUUGAUGAUGGGCUCUACGAUGACUACACGAUGGAUGAAGUUGACAUGAACAUCGAGAAUUACGAAGAAAUGUUUGGUGUCGGGCAUAACGACCCAAAACAUCUUUUUGCAAAAGACGGGAUUGAUAGCUUGUUUGGCAAGAAAGAUCAAACAAAGGAGUCUGCAAAUACGGUACAACCAGAAUGCAGUAACGCAGCCUCGAUGGAUUCAUUAAUGAGCUGCAAAACCGAACCGAGCCCAUGUUAUGCACAUCAACAGACUAAUAUUUCAUUUUCGAGUCUAACUGGCGAGAGUAGUGGCGGUGAAUAUCAAGAUUGUGGGGCUUCUUCUGUGGCUCCAAUGGGUGAGCCGCCUUGGUGCACCACCAGAAGUGAUGCGGUUCUUCGUUACAAGGAAAAAAAGAAGAUGCGAAAAUUUGAGAAGCGAGUAAGGUAUCAAACACGAAAGGCGAGAGCUGAUGUGAGAAAACGUGUGAAGGGGCGGUUUAUUAAGGCAGGGGAUGCUUAUGAUUAUGAUCCCAUGACUGAAACAAGAAGCUUCUGAGAGAAUACAAAUAUAUAUGAUAUCUAUCGAGCCGGGGGUCUCACUGGAAGCAGCCUCUCUAUUUCUACGGGCUAGAGGUAAGGCUGUCUACAUCUUACCCAUUCAGACACUACCUUAGCUUUGCUAUUGGUGGGAUUUACUGAGUAUGAUGAUGAUGGUCUAAUACUGUAGUGGUGGUGAGUUGUUAUUAUGUUUCUGAUGGUGGUAUGUGCAUAUGAUGAACACUUGUAGAUUAUAAAUUUGAUAUUUUCACAAUCUCAUGAAAAUUGAUCAGUUGAGACUGUGGUAACA
Molecule: messenger RNA, 1475 nt
Organism: Helianthus annuus (common sunflower)
Lineage: Eukaryota; Viridiplantae; Streptophyta; Magnoliopsida; Asterales; Asteraceae
Product: zinc finger protein CONSTANS-LIKE 10
Exons: 4
Coding region: 195-1184 (329 amino acids)
Molecular function (GO): zinc ion binding; protein binding
Source: RefSeq, a predicted model, not a curated record